AUGAUCUUUGCGAACCCGGGAAACCCUCUGAAGACGACCCAUAGGAAGCAGUCCUACCCCAUGACUCCUUCCAGCCCCAGCAGCAGUAACAGCAGCAGCACUGGCCUGGAGCAGCUGAGCAAAACCAACCUGUACAUCAGAGGCCUGCCCCCCGCCACCACAGACUUGGACCUGGUCAAACUCUGUCACCAGUAUGGCAAGAUUCAAUCGGCGAAGGCAAUCCUGGACAAAACAACCAACAAAUGUAAAGGUUAUGGGUUUGUGGACUUUGACAGCCCUGCAGCCGCUCUGAAGGCGGUACACGCACUCAAAACCAGUGGCAUUCAGGCGCAAAUGGCCAAGCAACAGGAGCAAGACCCCACAAACCUGUACCUGUCGAACCUGCCGCUGUCUGUGGAUGAGAAGGAGCUGGAGAAUCUUCUGCAGCCGUUUGGAGCCGUGGUCUCUACGCGCAUCCUCCGGGACUACAGUGGGAACAGCCGCGGCGUGGGCUUUGCCAGGAUGGACACAACAGAGCAGUGCAAUGCCGUCAUUGCUCAUUUCAAUGGCAAAUUCAUCAAGAUUGGUGCCGGAGGGCUCGCUCCAUCACAACCGCUGCUGUGUAAGUUUGCAGACAGCCAAAGAAAGAAACAUGGUCACAGCGGGUUUGUUCCCAACGGACAGACAGGAGACUUGAGACUAGGUACAAUGACUCUGACCUAUGAUCCCUCCUCAGCGGCUCUACAAAAUGGGUAUUAUUCCUCUCCAUAUCCGGUCACCAACAGGAUAAUGACAGUGCAGCCAAGCAUGUCGCCAUAUAUGUCUCCAGUUUCUGCUUAUCAGGUACAGAGUCAUUCCUGGCACAUGGCACAUCAACCCUACAUUAUGCAACAUCCGCAGACAGCAGUGAUGUCGCCCUCUGUGGACCCAUCUAUGUCACUGCACCCCUCGUCCCUCCUCACGCAGCAGAUGGGACAGCUGUCGUUGGGAAACCCAGGAGCGUACAUGGCUGCAAACCCUGGCGUUCAAGGAGCCUACAUGCCUCAGUAUCCUGCCGUGCAACAAGUCCCAGAAAAUGGCACGCAGCAAGUUGACUCCUCCAACAACUCGUCCCCAUACAGUCAACUCAGCAAGUAA
Molecule: messenger RNA, 1116 nt
Organism: Knipowitschia caucasica
Lineage: Eukaryota; Metazoa; Chordata; Actinopteri; Gobiiformes; Gobiidae
Source: the annotation of a GenBank genome assembly